Messenger RNA from Vitis riparia (riverbank grape), 621 nucleotides. Its product is annotated as agamous-like MADS-box protein AGL62. Lineage: Eukaryota; Viridiplantae; Streptophyta; Magnoliopsida; Vitales; Vitaceae. The record is from RefSeq and is a predicted model, not a curated record. The transcript has a single exon. The coding region runs from base 1 to 621 and encodes 206 amino acids. Gene Ontology annotation, molecular function: DNA-binding transcription factor activity, RNA polymerase II-specific; protein dimerization activity; RNA polymerase II cis-regulatory region sequence-specific DNA binding. Gene Ontology annotation, biological process: regulation of transcription by RNA polymerase II.
AUGGGAAGACAGAAGAUCGAAAUAAAAAAAAUUGUGAAGAAAAGCUCCUUAGAGGUCACCUUCUCCAAGCGUCGAACAGGACUCUUCAAGAAGGCUGGCGAGCUUUGCGUUUUGUGCGGUGCUGAGGCCGCCGUCAUCGUCUUCUCUCCGGGCAGGAGGGCCUUCGUCUUCGGCCACCCCUCCGCGGACGCUGUCAUCGAUCGCUUCCUCCAUCGCGAGACCAACUCUCGCGCGCUUGUUCCGGCGGGACAGGUGCAUGGGCACGUUCAGAGGCAAUACUUGGAGGCUCUUGGAAGGCUGGAGGUGAAGAGGGAGCAAGAAGAGACGGUGGGGGGAGAUGGGGAGGGUGGGUUUUGGUGGGACGCGCCCAUUGAGAACAUGGGGUUGAAUGAACUGGAGCAGUUCAGGGGUUCCCUUGAGGAGCUGAGGAAGAAGAUGGCGAAUCGAGUGGAGGAGAUGACUAUGAUGAUGAUGAUGAUGAUGGAGAGCGGUCCUUCUUCGACUGCCAUGGUUGAAUAUGCAGCGCCACCGCAGGAGUAUAAUUCUUCUGGUGGUGUUCUGCAUGGCCAUGAUUUGGCUGCACAUGGUGUUCCUCAUGGUUUCGAUGAACACCUUUUCUGA